CUUCAAAAAAAAAAAAAUACAACAAGAUAAUGUGAAUUUUUUUAAUACGUACUUCCCUAAAAAUGAAAUAAACCCUCCAAAACACUACCUCUCUAUGUCCUAACCCUUCUCAAAAAACUCUUAGAGAAGACAAGCCUCUGAUACAAUCUCUUCAAGAGAGAUUUUGUCUGAAGAGAAACAUCAUGGGAAACGAAGCAGCUCUGAGGUCAUCAAUGGUGAGUCUGGCCGUGUUGAUGGCUCUGGUGUGGGUUUGGACUCAGUCUCUGAAGAAGACUUUGGUUACUUAUCUCAUCGGUGUUUGUCUCAUCGCCGGCGUUUUAUUGCCCGACUGGGAUUUCUUCGACCGGCCCUUCUCCCGGUGGAUCUACCCUGUCUCCGCCGAGGAGAGAGCCGCCGCUCUUGCGGGAAAAUCCGGUCCCAAAAGGAUUAGAGUAUACCCUUUGAGGAUAAUCGUAUAUUGUACGGUCUACGGAUUUGCGAUACGCAAGUGGUGGACGCUCGUAUCGACUUGAAGUCAUCUUUAAAACAACUUGUAUUACUUACGUCAAUGUACUUGCCGAGUUAACAGAUGUCUAUUCUUUUCAA
Messenger RNA from Tarenaya hassleriana, 585 nucleotides. Its product is annotated as signal peptidase complex-like protein DTM1. The transcript has 2 exons. Lineage: Eukaryota; Viridiplantae; Streptophyta; Magnoliopsida; Brassicales; Cleomaceae. Gene Ontology annotation, biological process: anther wall tapetum development. Gene Ontology annotation, cellular component: endoplasmic reticulum membrane; signal peptidase complex. The record is from RefSeq and is a predicted model, not a curated record. Bases 183 to 512 code for a protein of 109 amino acids.